AUGAUAAUCAGAGAGUUCGUUGGUACGACUGCAGAACCUGUUGGUGAUGCAGAACAAUUGAAGCAACAAGAGAAUUUCACAGUUUUGACUCCAGAACUUCCUUAUUCAAAUGGCUGUAAUGGAAAUCUUGACAAUUGUGACAAAAAUUCACUUGGGAGUUGGAAAGAUUGUGCUGAGUUAAAUGAUACUACAGAUACAAACUCAUUGGGAAGUUGGAAAGAUGAGGCAGAUGUGGAAGAGCCUUUUGAUGAGGCAUUUGCGCCGAGGAACAAAUCAGAUAGUUAUGUAGGUGGUGAAGAUCGCUCACUUGACAGUUGGAAAGAUUGUGCUGACUUAAAUGAUACUGCAGAUACAAACUCAUUGGGUAGUUGGGAAGACGGGGCAAAUCGGCAGGAGCCUUUUGAUGAGGCAUUGGCGCGCAGGAACAAAUCAGAUAGUUAUGUUGGUGGUGACGAUCACUCAUCAAGACCUGUUAAAGAGGCAUCGAGAAGUAAAACAUUCAGCUCAUCCAGACCUGCAGCAAGCCCGAGCAUGAAAAUGUCAUGGGCAGAUAUGGAUCAGGAGGAUGACCUUGAUGCUGAGGAGAUUAGUCAGUCGAGUAGCCAGUUAAGUAAUUGGAAUGGUGUGAAGAAAGAGGAAACUUCUAUACAGGAGACUAAGCCAAUAAUGGACUUGUCAAGGGAGCAUAGAGAGCACAUCCGGUUUUGUAAUGUGAAGAGGAAAAAGGAUUUCAUUUGUUUGGAGAGGGUUAAUGGGAAAAUUGUGAAUGCACUUGACGGCUUGGAGCUACAUACUGGUGUCUUCAGCACGGCUGAGCAAAAUAGGAUAGUUAAAUUUGUCGAGAAACUUGAGGAGAUGGGGAAGUGUGGACAAUUAAAAGAGCGAACUUAUACAGCACCAAAGAAAUGGAUGAAGGGCAAGGGACGUGUGACAAUCCAAUUUGGUUGUUGUUACAACUAUGCAACAGAUAGGAAAGGCAACCCCCCAGGGAUUGUCAAGAGUGAAACUGUUGAUCCAUUGCCUGAUCUUCUUAAGAACAUGAUUAGAAGGCUUGUAAAAUGGCAUGUGUUGCCUCCAGAUUGUGUUCCAGACAGCUGUAUUGUAAAUAUAUAUGAAGAGGGGGAUUGCAUACCACCUCAUAUCGACAGUCAUGAUUUUGUUCGUCCAUUUUGUACUGUUUCUUUCCUCAGCGAGUGUAAUAUAUUGUUUGGAUCAAACUUGAAAACUGUAGGUCCUGGUGAAUUUGCCGGUGCAUUUGCAAUUCCCUUGCCAAUGGGGUCUGUACUUGUCUUGAAUGGGAAUGGAGCAGAUGUCGCUAAACACUGUGUGCUAGCUGUUCCUACUAAAAGAAUAUCAAUUACAUUUAGGAGAAUGGAUAAAUCUAGAAGACCAAUUGGAUAUGUUCCUGAGGAGGAUUUACUAGAUCUCCGGCCACUAUCCUAUGAAGCAGAUAGAUAUCAUAAAUCAAGAUCCUCUGAACCAUGGCAUUCUACGAGAAAACAGUUGGGAAGACGAGAAGAGAAUAAGGAAACAGUAAAGAUAUCACUUGAGAGGAAUCGAAUGCCAUGGUACAUGGAUCGAAAUCGACAAGGACCUGUAGAUAGGUGAAGAGUCAGGGUUUAUAUAGAUAAUAAUUAAACGCAUGCCAUGACUAUGCGGGUUGGUCCAUCAUCCUCUGCAAUUAUGGCAGCUGUUGGUAUUGGUGUCUUCUCAUAUUUUCUCCUCGAGUUUUUGCUGCCUAUUUUCCACUUCAUUGUACGGAUGUCUUCUAAAAAGAAGCUUAUUCCUAUGUUAAAAAAAAAAAAAAAGAAGAAGAAGAAGCUUAAUCCGCUUGGAGUUGAAUUCCUACACAAGAACAACUACAAACCAUGUGUUAAAUUUGAAUGGGGUGUCAGAUUAAGUUGUGGGUUGCAAAGAAUGGUUUUUUUAAUCUAGAGAUGGAUGAAUCGGAUUUAGGCUCGAUGUGUGAUCUUCGAGUUUCCGUGUUAAUUUGCUGCUUGGAGAUUCGUCUUAUUCAUACUUCAACAAUGCAACUUUGGUAAUAAAAGGUCAAUCUAGAUAACUUGAUUGUGUAUUGGUGAAGCAGUUCAAUUCAUAUGAUGUAAUUCUACUAGCAGGAAUGACAGUUAUACGCAUACAAUGGAGACGGAUUGGCUCUUAAUGAAAUGAACAAAUGAUGAUUUUGGGCUA
Lycium ferocissimum is the source of this 2190-nucleotide messenger RNA. RefSeq names its product RNA demethylase ALKBH9B-like. The transcript is spliced from 6 exons. Gene Ontology annotation, biological process: mRNA catabolic process. The record is from RefSeq and is a predicted model, not a curated record. NCBI's taxonomy places the organism in Eukaryota, Viridiplantae, Streptophyta, Magnoliopsida, Solanales, Solanaceae. Gene Ontology annotation, molecular function: demethylase activity; mRNA binding. The coding region runs from base 1 to 1608 and encodes 535 amino acids.